Drosophila rhopaloa is the source of this 1814-nucleotide messenger RNA. RefSeq names its product facilitated glucose transporter protein 1. Gene Ontology annotation, biological process: transmembrane transport. The record is from RefSeq and is a predicted model, not a curated record. The coding region runs from base 40 to 1749 and encodes 569 amino acids. The transcript is spliced from 3 exons. Gene Ontology annotation, molecular function: transmembrane transporter activity. NCBI's taxonomy places the organism in Eukaryota, Metazoa, Arthropoda, Insecta, Diptera, Drosophilidae. Gene Ontology annotation, cellular component: membrane.
GACGGUUGCCCCUCGAAAAACAAAGAAAGGCCAAACGAAAUGGAGAGCGAAGGAAACGGACCUGACUACAAACAGGCCUCAGUUGGCUUUGCACCUGCACCACAGCAGCCAGGAUAUCCUCAGGUGGGAUAUCCCCAGCCAGGAUAUCCACCUCCAGGAUAUCCUCAACCUGGAUUUCAUCAACCAGGAUAUCCACAGCCUGGGAAUUCAUGGAAUCCCCCACAGCCAGGAUUUUCCGGGUACCCACCACCACCACACCACGGAUACCCACCACAGUACUAUGGCGCACCACCAGGUUAUGGAGCAACGGCACCACCACCACUACCACCUCCACCACCAUUUGCUCCCCAGCAAACCACCACUGUGGUGGCAAAUACUACCUGGUACAGUCGUAAUCAGAAGAACAAACCACAAUCAAAUGCCGUUGGCGCAGCGAGUCUCAUCUUCAUCUCUGGAGGAAUGAACAUUGCGUGGAGCAUUGGAUUCCAUGGAAAACUCUACUAUCAUACAUCCACGCACAAUUUUGUGGCCUGGUUUAUUGGUGCCAUCAUUGGAGCGUUCCUCAGUUGUUUUCUGACCAACAAAAUAGCCAAGAAACAUGUGGUGAUUUUCAGUUCGAUUCUGGUGAUGAUUGGUGGUAUAGUCAAUGCCAGUACCAGAAUGAAUGGCGAUGCCGCGUUGGCAGGCUCCUAUCUGGAUGGAAUAGCCAAUGGACUGGUAUUCGCUCCAUUUAUGGCCCUGACUGGAGAGAUUUGUGUGUCCACCAUGAGGGGUCUGAUGGCAGCCAGCAUUGAACAGAUGUGCUUUGGCCUGGGAAUCUUCGUGCAGAUCAUCUACUCCUCAUCCUGGAACGCCUCGACUUCUUACCCACCGAGAAACUCCUUUUCUGCUGAGAAUAUGAAGGGAGUGCUGAGCAUCAUCUAUGGCCUAUUUGCAUUGAUUAUUGGCUCACUGCUUUGCAUUGAAUCUCCGGUGAUAAUGCUGGCCAAAUACAACGACGAACAGGGUGCCAUCGAUGCCCUGCGACGACUGCAGAGGCCCUACACCUUGACCAACGAAACCUUCGAGCAGCUGGCGGAGCACAAAAGGUACUUGGCCCAGAACAAGGAGCUUUCCCUGGGCCAGAGCAUCCUGCAGGCCAUUCCCACCUUCAUCCGGCUGGCCUUUCUAAGGGGCUUGAAUGCCAUGAGCAUUUCCAGCUUUGUCUUCUUCACCCUUUUAUUUUCUGCCAGAACUCAGUAUGGAAAUGUGUCCGUGGGUUGGCUCAUUGGAUUCGGAGUCUGCCGCUGGAUGGGCAACUUCAUAGCCACCUUCUGCAUGGAAUCGGGUGGUCGCAAGAAGUUCACCCUAGUGGGACUUUUCCUUUGCAGUGUAUUGGCCUUCAUCAUCGCAGGCCAGUACAACAUAUACUCCUAUCAGUACUAUACCGGCAACACCAUUAUGCUGCUGGUCCUUGAAUUCUUCGCGGGAAUCGCCUUUACGGCCACUUCGCCUUACCUCACGGAAGCAUAUCCCCUGGGAGUUAAGCAGCACUUCAUUGCCUUCACUUUCAUCGUGGAGAUGCUAGUGUUCAUAUUGCUGGCCACGAUCACUUGGGACGUUUCGGCAGGAGCCAUUUACUUCUAUGUCUUGGGAGGACUCUAUAUGUUCGGCUCUUUCUUCGGCAUUCUCUGCCUACCGGAGACCAGAAGGAUGACUUUGAGAGAGGCCCAGGAGAAGUUCAGCAGAUUCAUCAACAUCGCUUUCUAGUUGGAAAUACCGUUUAUACGCUAAGUCACUAGAGAUAAUAAAUAUUUAUAGCUGCCACACAGCAA